CCUGCACUACCGCACUAGCCGCAGACGACCAUGGCUGCCCGGCAGGACUAUCUGCGCCUCUUCGCUCCGAGCGUCGGCGAUUACAUCGCCGUCCGCGUGGAAGACGGGGAGGACAAACUGGAGUACGCGGAGGAAGUGAACAGCCUCCAGCAGCAGCAGGAGGCGAUGGCCGAGGGCAGUCCCCAGCAGCAGCCGCAAGCGGCGGCGCAGGACGAGGAGGAGGCGGGCGGCGCAUGCGCCGUGGAGCAGGACUACCUGGCCCCGCCCCCCGCGACGGCGGACGACGGGCCGGCCGCGGCGGCUGGGGGGGAGCCCAGUCCGGCCGAGCAGCAGCAGGCGCACGCCGCAGCCGCAGCCGAAGCCGCCGCCGCGGAGUACCAGUACUUGGACUGCGUGCGCGACCUCAGGGUGGUCUCGCAGGCGCGCGCCGACGACGACGAUGCCAUGCCGUACCACCACCCGCACACGCCCCGGCACCACCACCACCUGUCCCCGCCACCCGCGCCUCAGCAGCAGCAGCAGCAGCACCAGCCGCAGCACCACUACCAGCUGGGCGCGCUCUUCUCGCCCGUGAAGGACUACGGUGACUCGCGCCACCAGGACGACGUCUUCCGCUCGGUGUUCAAGCAGGAGGACCAGCAGCAGCCGCCGCCUCAGCAGGAGUACCUGCCCGAGGAGUACCUGCGGCACGCGCACGCGCAGCACGAGGGCUCCGUGUCGUCGGCCGAGUCCCCGGACGUGUCGUCGCGCAACGGCGAGGCGGCGUCGCCCGUGGGCGAGCUGGACAAGUCGCGCUUCACGCACCUGACGACGCUGCAGCCGAGCGCCGCCGGCUCUCCGGAGGAGCGCCACGACCCGCAGAGGGACAUGUACGGCGCCGGCGCGGCAGCGGGCGCGCUCGAGCACCACGGUGCGGCCGCGCACCACCUGCACCACGGCUACCACCACCCGCACGACGUCGCCGUCAGCAAUGCCACCUCCGUCCUCAUACACGCGCAGACCAGCCUCAACACCAGCCCGCUGUACUCUCGGAGCACGCUGUACCCCAGCUCCAUGUCCUACCUCACCACCAGCGCCGCCGACGUCGGCCAGGCCGUCGCAACGUCGCCCAUGUGGACGCAAGCCGGGCUGGACGACUACAGCCUCAUCAACAAGGCUAGCCAGAUGGCGCCGUCGCUGCCGCCGUUCACGCAGCGGUUCAACUCUUUGGUGUCGAUGGGAAGCAACGGUGGGGGCGGCGGAGGCGGCGCCAGCAGCCCGGGGGCGGUGUCGGUGUCGUCGGCGGCGCACCUGUCGCACGCGCGGCCCUCGCCCUACACGCCGUCACCGGCGGCGGCGCCGACGCAGCCUGCCUCCGCGACGUCGAGCGCCGGGGGCGGCGCCCCGACGUUCGAGGCGUCGCUGUGGGGGUACGAGGCGUCGCCGCUGCAGCAGUACGGCGUGUCGUCGCUGGCCGCCUCCAGCCGCGCCAGGGCUGCCAACCCCUCGGCGCCCGCCGCGCCCUCGCCCUCGCCCCUGUCCGUGCCGGCACUCACUGCCAUGGACGCGGCCGACUUCAUGACGGAGGGCCGCGAGUGCGUCAACUGCGGCGCCAUCUCGACGCCGCUGUGGCGGCGCGACGGCACGGGCCACUACCUGUGCAACGCGUGCGGCCUCUACCACAAGAUGAACGGCAUGAACCGGCCGCUGGUGAAGCAGCCGCGCCGCCUGUCUGCAUCGCGGCGUGUGGGGCUGUCGUGUUCCAACUGCCAGACGUCGACAACGUCGUUGUGGCGGCGUAACGCUACCGGGGAACCCGUCUGCAACGCUUGCGGCCUCUACUUCAAGCUGCACGGUGUGAACCGGCCGCUCGCCAUGAAGAAGGACAGCAUACAGACUCGGAAGCGGAAACCAAAGAGCUCCAGUUCCAAGGGCGACAGCGCUGGCGGGGGCGGUAACGGAGGCGGGGGCGGUAGCAGCACUCCGAGCGUCCUGUCCGCCGCAUCCGGCAUCGUCAAGAUGGAGCACCCAGACUCGUUCGUGUCCGGCGACGUUAGGUCCGUGGUGGGCGUCGGCGUCGGUGUGGGCGUGGGUGGACUGAACGGGGGCGGCGCGGGGGCGCUGUCUGGCUACUCCCUGUACGGCUCGCCGGCCGCCUACCACGCGACCCCUUCUGCCACCGCUGCUUUCUACGACACGUUCGCGCAACAGCAGCAGCAACAGCAGCAACAACAGCAACAACAACAACAGCAGCAGCAGCAACAUCAGCAGCAGCAGCACCACCACCACCACCAUCACCAACACCAACAGCAGCAGCAGCAACAUCACCACCACCAUCACCAACAGCACCACCACCAACAGCACCAACCGCCCCCGCAGUCACCACGCCUCGAAUCCCCGGAACGCUCGCCGCUGCUGGCGCCUGCGCAGUCGCCCGUCUCCGUCGCGCCGCACAUCGUCUCCCUACACAAUAAUAACAACAACAAUAAUAACAACGGUGGUGCCAGCGGCGCAACCAAGAUAUCUCAGGAAAACAUGGACCGCCCAUCCGUAGUUUCCAUGACUUCAUAGGCCUGCUGGUACAGCUGUGGUAAUGAAAACUGUAAUUUCGCCAGCGUGUGUUCUUUAGUGGCGGGCACGGUUGCAGGCUUCUGCCUUAAAAAGUCUCACUUAUCGUGACCGUGUUAGACUGCUGCCUGUGCCUGCAUUUGUGCGACUUUGUUACGCUCUGUUGUGUCCUUGUCGCUUGGCAGUGAGCCUUCUCUCUUUUGUGUAGUUUUUAUGGCUGUCGUAAGGAAGUUAAUUCCCAUUCUUGCCUGUUUCCCGGUGGGCUGUGGACAAAUACGAGCGACGGUCUCCUGUCGUGAUCGAGGUACUUGGUAACAUUCCCUCACGAAACGCGCUUGUUUUGCAUGAUCUCGUAGUCGCUGUACUGUGAUGUUGUAUGCAGAGCUUGUCACAUAGUCGACAGGAGUUCUGUGGAACUUGUCAGUAGAAUGCAACGUGUUGUUGCCCUCAAAGGAGCUAGUUUCACACUUACUUGUGGCACCUGUAAAAUGUUUCACUUGGUCCUUAAUUUUAAAAGAAGCACGUCACAUGGUUGCCCCGACGAGACAAGUCCUUACCAAUUUCUUUUCAUCUUGUUAUAAUAACUAACCAGUUACACCAAUUACCUGUAAAAAUGAUUCCCAAAAAGGUUCAGUAAUAUGUGUAGCUAUAAUUUUCUAGUCAAUUUCCAUUACGAGUGGUGGUUUAACGGCCGAGAGACUGACGUUUUCUUGAGUUCAGUGCAUUUAACAGCAUGCCACUGGGUCUUUGCCAGAAUUUGUUAAGUGUUGCUCUUCUCCAGUACUUUGUAAUUUCGCCAAAAUAUAAUCAUUUUAAGUAAACGUAGAUGGAAACAGAGAUACUGACGAGGAGAUGUCAACUACUAAUGUGUUACUGCGGUAGCAGAAAUCUUGUUUUGACUGAAGAUUAACGUUAACUUGCGUAACAACAGUGGGCUGCAAUAUUUUCUCACUUAAACUUCAUCGCCUGCAAAUUUUCAAUGUGCAAUAGCUCCUUUUCACUCUGAAUGUAUUUCUAGUGUGAAUGAGUCAGAGAAAUCAAAACGAUACAUCUUCCUUUCCUUCUUCACCCAUCUCAGUAGCAAGACCUACUCAUACUACACAGAAAUACAAACAACACCACCACAUCCUGUGUAUGAGUGUGCGUGCUCAUCACUGACGAGGUGUGCCCUUCUUUGUUUCCACUUCUAUUUGUGUGUCUCCCUCUUUGUACUUCUUUCUAUUGAUGUGUGUGUCCUUCUUUGUACUCUAUUGUGCUUAACCCCGGCCCCCUCCUCUCUCUCUCUCUCUCUCUCUCUCUCUCUCUCUCUCUCUCUCUCUCUCUCCCCUUCAUUGUACUCAUGUGUGCUCCUCUUUCUAACUCACUUCACAGCUUGCUUCUGUUUCCUUUUAUCGAUAUCAGCAACAUCAACCAUGUAAUGGCAGUAUGGAUGAAGAAAGGUUAGCUCCAUUCUUUACUCAAGGUGAAGGGCAUCUAUGAUUUCUUCACUCACUUGGUUUGCAGGUAGUGAGUCAACGUUCUUCUGAAUGAGGACGUACAAGAAUUAAAUAGCUGUCAUCCGAGAUAUUUGUUUAUGUAGUGCAGUUUCACCCAUAAUUUCUUUUUGUAGAUAGAUUCCAUGAUACAGAAUUAAAAUGAAGGCAACGGUAGUUUUAGAGACAUUAUGAUUUCAUUCCGGUUUGUACUCCACAUUGAAGGUUAUUGUGUUUCUGUACUUGACUUACUGUGUUUUUCAUUUCAGCUAGAUAUUUCUUUUUCUUCUCAGUUUCUAGCAAUUUAGUGAAGUGCUUUAUGUUGUAAUGCUAGCUGCAACUUAAUAGAUAGUAAUGACACAACAUUCUGGGAAACAUUGGAACAGAAAACUUGAGUUUAUUGAAAAAGAUGUCUCAUUUUCUAAAUGGAAAUUAAGGUGGUGUUUGUGGGCAGGUUUUCAAGCGUCAUACAACAUCACAGUGUAAAUACAGAAAUAGAAACUGAUUUAUGGAUGACUUCAAUUACCCACAAAAGGAAUUCGUCAUUUCAUUAAAUCAGUUAAUAAGUUUUGGUCCUAAGAUGCAUUCUUGGUUUGAGCAUGUAGUAUCCUUAGUAAUAGAUGAGGAACAAAAUCUAACAUCAAAGAAAAUUUGAGAAAAUAUUUUGCAAACUUCUUUCACUGAAGUUAUGCACCACAUAUGUACACUACAUGGCAAUACCAGAAACAAAGGCAAUGGUUUGUUGCAGAAAUUAUGGACGUUGUGACGGUUUUGCAGUUGUCUGGAAUGGUAUCAUGAGUGGAACAUUAAUACAGUGACCUCGCACGAACAUGAAUGGCCAGCAGCGUAGACUGUCUCCUAGAAAAUGAUCUAAGAAUUGACGAAUAUUGCAACAAGCAGGGAAAUUUAACAGACAUUUAAUAUUUGUCCUAUUAUUGAUCUGUUGUUCACAUUAUUCAUUUUUUGUUGUUAUUGUUAUAAUUAUUUUAGAGUAAAACAUAAAACAGACUGUAAAGUAGUGAUAAAUUUUUUUGCGUUGUUAUUGCUGAUUGUGUAAUAAGAAAGAUGAACAAGACAUGUUCUAGGGGGAUCGUUGGUUGAUAGAUAAGUGAUCUGAUUUUACUGUUGUUUGUCUGUGGCAAACCUGCAGAAAAAACUUUUUAAAUAUAGUGUUAAGUUGCUCAUUCUGUCUAUUUGUAAUUUUUUUGUAGAUUAGAACCAUUUUUGCACACGUCACAGUUUACUGCAUUGGCAACUCGUAUGUUACUGUCAUUAUUCUUAUAACUUUACAGCUGAGUGAUUUAUUCUAGUUUUUUCUUUUUAUGUGGUGAUAAAAUUUUAGUCUGGAUCAUGAAUUAUCUACUAUGCAGACUGUAUCUCACAAUAAAUAAUAAAACCUGUUUCCUGAUGA
Molecule: messenger RNA, 5430 nt
Organism: Schistocerca nitens (vagrant locust)
Lineage: Eukaryota; Metazoa; Arthropoda; Insecta; Orthoptera; Acrididae
Product: transcription factor GATA-6-like
Exons: 8
Coding region: 31-2550 (839 amino acids)
Biological process (GO): negative regulation of transcription by RNA polymerase II; cell fate commitment; positive regulation of transcription by RNA polymerase II
Molecular function (GO): zinc ion binding; DNA-binding transcription factor activity, RNA polymerase II-specific; RNA polymerase II cis-regulatory region sequence-specific DNA binding
Source: RefSeq, a predicted model, not a curated record